AAGCCAUUGACUCUUCAAAAAUGGAAUCCUUCGAUCAUCCGUUGAGAAGAUAAUUUCUUAAUUAAACAAUAUAACUGUAAAAAUAGCAGAAAAUUCAGCCGUGCUUGCAUAGUACGAAAUUUCAUUUACAGUUUUAAAACAAUAUAGCCUGGAUAUGUAUAAGGCUACGUGGAAAGUAGACGAGAACGACGAAGCUGUGUUUAUUGAUGCUGAAGAAGAAAUAAAUGCAGACAGUGAGAUGUGCUCCUACAGUAGGUGGUCAUAUUUGCCAGAUCUAGUACUUGAAAAGGUGUUUUCUUAUUUGUCUAUGAGAGAACGUUAUUAUGCGUCCAUGGUGUGCAGAUCUUGGUACAGAGCAUUUCAUCUCCCAUAUGUUUGGUCAACUUUUGUAUUGGAUGAUUCUACUCUGACAAGGAGGAAAUUUAAUUAUUACUAUGGUUGGCAGUAUGUAUUGGAUCACUUGCGAACACAAAUGUGCAUCACAAAUGUUGGUCGUAACUUCCGGCAACUUGUAUUUGGACCCAUGAUGAAUUUUUUUAACCUCUAUGAGUUUAUGAACAUGUUAUCAUACUUUGUUGAGCGACCUCAAGAAGAUCUAGAGAUUGGUACCCACAUUCGAUCAUUGAGGUUCAUCUUUCCUUGUAAUAUGGCUGUGCGAGAUGAGUCAGAACGAGCAAGGAUAUUCGGAACUGGAGGCCGGCUGCUCGAAGCAUUAAAGAAGCUAAUGGGGAACUUGGCAUCAUUACGUCAUCUUGAAUUGAUAGAUUUGAUGCUAGAGCCUCAUGAGGCUCAACAUCUCUUGGAUGAAGUGUGUUCACUUUGCUGUCUGACGCUGCACACACUCAUCUUAAUUAACACAACGAAGCUACAGUAUCAGUUGCUGCAUGCUGGUGUGUUUUUGAACUUACAGGUAUUAAUGAUCAGCCCUCAAAACCUAGGUGAAGAUCUAAUCCAACUGCUGGGAUACACAAAUCUCCGUCACCUACAUGUAAUCCAGAACCGGUACACACCAGGAGAAGUUAACAUUAGACCGAUACCAGCUCGAAUCUGGAGGCAGUGUAGACGUUCAAAUUCCAGUCUCACAGUUCAUCUGGAAGUGGAAGGUGCAAGAGACAGGGAUAUUCUGUGGCAAGAUAAUGCCCCUGUGCACUCAAUACUGUAUGAUUCUCACCACAUCAAGAUGACAUCAGAAUCAGUUCUUACAGCUAUCGACCUGUACCAGUUUGAUCUUCAUGUUUAUGCCCACCAAGGACUUCCAAGGUUCCACAUGCCAAAGUCUUUUCAUGAACGAGUUGACUCCUUGCUUCUGCUGUUGUGUCGGCAGUGUCCUUACCUACACACUCUGAUGGUAAGGGAGCGUAUUUCAACGGCAACCGUACUGCUCAUGGCCCACACCGCACGCAAUCUGCGUUACCUUUUCGUACGUCGCAACGCUGUAAUUUUGCGGUGUGACUGGUCGCAGAGUCCUGACUGGAGCUGUGAGUUCUACCAGUGGCUUCGCUCAGCAUCAAAGUCAUAUGACGCUACAGAGAAAGAAGUGUCACAAAUAUUAGGCUAUACUUGGUUCAUGUUACCAGAUCAACAGUUUAAACUGACACGUAUUAAUCUUCACUACAAACCUUUCUAAAAGGAGAAUUUGGUUCAUACUAUGAGAAAGCAUGUCUACCCAAAAAUGUAAGCUUCAUCUGUGAGAUAAACCGAUGAACUACUUAAUCUUGCAAACUCAUAUCUCAGUAGGAUUUUUAUAAAGAAAAUAAAGUGGAAAGUGUUUUAGUAAAUGUGUUAUGCCAAUUGAGGAAAAAGUAUACAUGAUGCAUAAAUUAGACUUCAUUUUUGGCACACAAAAAAAUGCUGAUAAAUGUAUAUUUUUUGUAUACUGUGCUUUUGCAAGUUUUUUUUUAAUGAUGCUUUUAUUUUACACUUUUGUAACUUGAGGAAGCCUAUUGUAAGUAGUGAAAAUGUUUUAAAUAUCUCAGAAGUACCAAGUUUUGACAGUCUGCUUUGGAGUCAAAUCCUGAGUUCUGAUAAUUUCCUCAUGACCCAGGCUCAAUAUUUUUCAGUAAUGUAUUUUCUCUGCUCAAGGUUUCCUCAGUUUAUAAUAAAAUAAGUUGUUGAGCAGGAAAAUUUCCUGUGAAAGCAAGAUGAGAAGGGUAACAGUUUCUUUAACCUUAAAUAAAGGUUGUGAAUUCAUACAGAGAGCAGACAAAUAUUAUUUGUUGUUGAAGUAUGGAUGUAGACGGUAGAUCUGCUGACAUGAUCUAUGAAGACCUAUUAUAAUUUAAGUUUUUAAAACUAUUUUCUGUAAUACAACAUAAUGUAAUUUUUCUGUGUUAUUGGUUCCUAUUUUGUACACAAAUUCAGUGUUGCCAAAGAAAUUCUGGUACAGCAAAUGAAAAGAAAACAGUACAACAUUUUGUUCUUAACACUUCAAGUGGCGAAGUUCAUCUAAACAGUAUUUAAAAAUUCAGUUGCUACCUCAAAAACACAUCAUAACCCCAUUACAACAAACAUUCAGUUACCAAUGUUUAGGAAACAAAUUACUGUUUAUUCUGAGAACUAACCAAACAUCAUUAAAUGCACUCUGAAGGCAAAAUGCCAAGUCACUAUGUUAUUGUAUAUAGUAUAAAUAACUUACCAGUGUGAUAUUAAAAGUAGGAUAAAAUUAUUCCUAGAAAUUUUAAAUUGCUGCAAAAAUAAUCCUUGCCUAUGAGUUUUAAAUAACUGGGUACUGUGUGAUGAUGUCAAAAUAAUUUAUCUCUGCUGAUGGCUUCAGGAGACUGAUAAAUUGUAAUAUUUUGUCAACAUAGCAGAGUGAUACAUUUAUAGUUGUUGAAUAAAUUAAAUAAUAUGCGUG
Zootermopsis nevadensis is the source of this 2854-nucleotide messenger RNA. RefSeq lists its product as uncharacterized. NCBI's taxonomy places the organism in Eukaryota, Metazoa, Arthropoda, Insecta, Blattodea, Termopsidae. The record is from RefSeq and is a predicted model, not a curated record. Gene Ontology annotation, molecular function: protein binding.